Molecule: messenger RNA, 1458 nt
Organism: Olea europaea var. sylvestris
Lineage: Eukaryota; Viridiplantae; Streptophyta; Magnoliopsida; Lamiales; Oleaceae
Product: protein HHL1, chloroplastic
Exons: 5
Coding region: 97-789 (230 amino acids)
Source: RefSeq, a predicted model, not a curated record
GAUAGGAUUCGCUAACGACCCAAAGCCAGCCUUAGCCACUACUCCCGAGUACCAAUUCCACCAAGAACUUCACAAAAACAGAAAUUUACAGUAAAAAUGGAGGUGGGUAUGUCUUUGAAUUCAAUGGUAAGACUGCCCUUAUCAAAUUCAAGAACAUUUGAAGAUUCACGUAUAAGACACUCGCUUUGUUCGACGAGAACGACGACGUCCCGGAAGAUGAACGGCCACAAGGAACGGCGAGCGAUGGUAGUUGAAGCGAAGGGGAAGAAAGGAAUGGCGGCUAGACAGUACCAGCGUACGCCGCCGCCGUCUUUACCCAAGAUUGAAGAUGAUGGAAAUCCUAAAUUUGUUAUCUUCAUCCGCAUGGCGAAUGUUUACCUUUGGUACCCACUUAAUCUUAUAACUGGUGGGACAACUGCAAAACUCAUGGUUGCUGCAAAAGACAAUUUUCUGGGAAAAUAUAUUUACAAAGAUACACUAGCUAGGAAUAUUGCAGCAGUUAUUUACAGAGAUGAGAAGCAGAUACAAAAGAUGGCACAGAAACAGUUUCGUCCAUUGCGGACAGCUACAGAGUUUAGAUACGGCUACAAACUUAUUGAAGGCAACAAUAUAAGAGCUGCACUUAACACCACAGAUGUUAUUGAGCUCCCAACACAGGAUGAACUCAAAACUGUUCUUGAUAAAGUGAAGGACUUCUUUGGAGAUGCUAAGGAAUCUUUCGGGAAGCUGACAUCCUUAAAUGCUGAAACUGAAUCCUCAGUGGAAGAUGGUAAAGAAAAAUCCACUUGAGUUGUUAACAACAUAAAAUCUCUGAUGCUCGGACUCUUCGAAAUAGUUGGAGUACCCGUGUUGGACACGACAUGACAUGGGUAUGGGUAUGGAAUAUGUGUCGGAUCCUUCAAAUUUCAAUCGGACACUUUGCCCUUUUUUCUUCUUCUUUUUUUUUUUUUUUUUUUUUUUUUUUUUUUUUUAAAAAUUCUUUUCCUUUUUUUCCCGUUUCUACUCUCUAUAAAUCUAAUGCCGCACUUCGAGGGGAUGGAAAAAGGCGACGGCGCUAGGUUUUUUCUCCUCCUUUCUUUUUCUUUCACUUUUCUUCUUUUUUCCCCUUCUUUCCCCCUCUGUAUUAAUGGUUUUGGGUUUUGUGUGUAUAAAAUAAAAAUGGGUUCCAUAUGGUGUUAACUUGUGCUCCACUAAGUCCAAAUUGCAAUCAAAUCCCCUCAUUUUAGAUUUUAUAUAACAUCUAUUAAUUUACUUCUCAUAAUUAAAAAUUAAACCCAAAUUUUUUUUGUCUUAACCCCUUAUUCAAUACAUAUUUCCUUCUUUGUGAACAAUUAUCUUGGUCUAUUCAAAAUAACAUAUUGGGUUAGUAAAAAAAAAAAUUGAAGCUUGAAAGACGUACUCACGUACUUGUGUCAGAAAUUUGGACUCUUUUUAAUCAAGUCCACAUAUCCUACAUUU